Molecule: messenger RNA, 516 nt
Organism: Ipomoea triloba (trilobed morning glory)
Lineage: Eukaryota; Viridiplantae; Streptophyta; Magnoliopsida; Solanales; Convolvulaceae
Exons: 1
Coding region: 1-516 (171 amino acids)
Source: RefSeq, a predicted model, not a curated record
AUGCCCAAUUCUCUCAUAGCUCGGGUCUACAAGGCAAGGUACUAUCCUAAAUCCUCUUUUAUUGAUGCCUCUAUGGGAAACAAUUCGAGUUUCUGCUGGAGAAGUAUUAUGGCUGCACACGGGUUAAUAUGUGGGGGUGUAAGGCGUAGAAUUGGUAAUGGAAACUCCACCCUAAUUUGGGGUCACCCAUGGAUGCCUGACACCGGGGAUCCAAUGAUUCAAAUACAAAUGCCCCCACAGUUGGCUGGGGCACUUGUCUCUGGUUUAAUUAGUGAGGAUUCUGGUACAUGGGAUCACUCCAUUUUAACUGACAUAUUCUUGCUUGAUGAUGUGGUUUGUAUUCUGAAAAUUCCUAUCUCUCCCAAUUAUGAUGAUACGUGGUACUGGUUUGGUGAUCCGAAUGGAUGCUAUUCGGUUAAAAAUGGUUAUAGAGCCAUAGUUGGGGAUCAUACUAAUCCCCACAAUAGUUUUGAUCAAUGGAACCUCAUGUGGAAAUUGAAAGUCCCCCCUAAGUGA